CCUCUAUUUAUGUUCUUUUUAUAACCUCAAUAUAUCCUCUUCCUCUUUCUCUCUCCGAACAAGACCCAACCAUUUAGGGAAAUCAAACUCAGUUCAAUAAUUGAAUCGUAGAGAAUACGUACACAAGAAGCAAAAGUGGAGUCCCGGGAGCUGAUAUUGUAGGAGGGUUUGGAAGAAAAUCGAAAGGUUUUUGCUUUGAGAUACACGUGCAUGUGCAAUAGGAAACUAACACAAAGAUGACAUGGUGCAAUGACUCCGAUGAGGAGAAGAGGAUUGAAUCAAUCACGCCAACUAUGACUUUUACUCAAAAGACUAAUGUCACUGACGUAAAACUCUCCGAACAAAUUCGAACCAUAAGAUGCCCCUCCUGCGCCCAUAACAUUGAAUUCAGAGAUCAGGGUGGAAUUCAUGACUUGCCGGGGUUACCGGCAGGAGUGAAAUUUGACCCAAAUGAUCAAGAAAUACUAGAGCACUUAGAGGCAAAAGUGGCGUCUGAUGCAUGCAAGCUUCAUCCCCUUAUUGAUGAGUUCAUACCAACUCUUGAAGGUGAGAAUGGGAUUUGCUCAACGCACCCGGAAAAACUACCAGGAGUGGGCAAAGAUGGACAGAUCCGGCACUUCUUUCACAGGCCAUCAAAAGCAUACACAACCGGAACGAGGAAAAGAAGAAAGGUUGAGAGCGAUGAAGAAGGAAGUGAAACAAGAUGGCACAAAACGGGAAAAACUAGAGCUGUUUUUGCAGGCGGUGGUGGUGCUGUGAAGGGUUUUAAGAAAAUACUAGUACUCUACACCAACUAUGGCCGGAAAAAGAAGCCGGAGAAGACUAAUUGGGUGAUGCAUCAAUAUCAUCUUGGCAGCACUGAAGAAGAGAAAGAUGGAGAAUUAGUUGUUUCAAAGAUCUUCUAUCAGAAACAACCCAGACAAUGUGGUAAUAAUCCCAAUAUCAUAGAGGACCCGUACGCAAAAAUGUUGAAUGUUGAUGGAAGUGGCCACAACAACAAUACAUCAACACCUAAAACUACCACUAUUGUGGAUUGCUACAAUGCUCCUUACGUAAACUAUGAUAAUGUCCAUUUGAGUUACAAUAGGGAAAGCUCCAAACAAAUAAUUAUUCCCAGCUCGGUUGUUGCAGCUGAUGACUCUUACAUUCGCUAUGCAAUGAAUGCAAAGAGAGCAAGAUUUGAAACUAACACUGGGAACAAUUUCUAGGUAAAUAGGGUUCCCUUACUAAUUUAAUUUCAGUAUUUAUUAUAUGAGGAGUUAGGAUGAAGAAAUUAUAUAGUUGAACUAGAAAAUUGAGAGCCAGGCAUAUAUAUAUGUGUUUGGAGUACUGUAGUUGGGUUUAGGAACAUGUACUAUAUAUGUAUUCGGAGUACUGUAGUUUGAUUUUAACUUUAUAGGGAACAUGUAGUUUCCUAGAAUGUGUUUAUAGAUAUUACCAUAUAUAUAUAUAGACUAGUAGGAUUUGUUAGAAUAUUUUUACCAAUACACUGGUAAGGUUUUUUAUUUCUAAA
This is a messenger RNA of Vigna unguiculata (cowpea), 1513 nucleotides long. RefSeq names its product NAC domain-containing protein 73-like. The record is from RefSeq and is a predicted model, not a curated record. Gene Ontology annotation, biological process: regulation of DNA-templated transcription. NCBI's taxonomy places the organism in Eukaryota, Viridiplantae, Streptophyta, Magnoliopsida, Fabales, Fabaceae. Gene Ontology annotation, cellular component: nucleus. Gene Ontology annotation, molecular function: transcription cis-regulatory region binding; DNA-binding transcription factor activity.